GGGCGCGAAGUGGUUUGUCAGCUACAGAUCGCACCUGGCCGGUUCACCGGCUCAAAAUUCUUCCUCUGUGGAAGGACCUCCGCUCCCGAAACCAUAAACUCCAACCAGAGGAUGGAAGUUGUGAGUAAUAUUCAGACUGACUUCCACAGCACCAAAGGGUCUUUCAGAAGCCCUCCAUCCCUUCUUCUGGACAGCUUUGUGGAGGAGUCCCAGCAUACAACUGAUGUUCCCCAUCACCUCCUGGAAUCAAAGAUUUAUACAAAGCUAUUAAGAAAUAAUGCUAUACAAGCUAAACCUGCUAUCAUGCAUUAUGGAGGAUUUGAGGUAGAAAAACAUCAUCAGCAAGUGCUGAAACUGAUAAAUAUUUCCGGAGAAGUUAUAAACAUCCAUAUUAUUCCGCCAGAGACAAACUAUUUCCAGAUCAAAUAUAACAAAAUUCAGCGGCUUGUCCCUGGCUUGUCCUUUACAGUAACAGUUGAUUUUUGCCCUGAUGAAUGGCGAUACUAUUACGACUGCAUCCGAAUCCAUUCUCAGGGAGAUGAAACUUUGCUGAUCCCUCUCCAUGCCUAUCCUGUGAUGAAUAAUGUAGAUUUUCCAGCCUACAUUAAUUUGUCGGAUGUUCCUUUGGGACAAUGUAAGUCCUAUGUGAUCCCACUGCAGUGUAGCUGCCCCAUAGAUUUUGAGUUUCAGAUUGAGUACCUUCAAUCCCACAAAGCCUUUACUGUACAACCCAUGUCAGGAAUAAUUCCAGCCAGUGGGAAAACAGAAGUGAUGGUUACAUUUGCACCUUUUGAAUAUGGGACAGCCCAAAUAAAAAUCCAGUUGUGGAUUUCGCAGUUUAACUCAAAACCUUACAGUUGUACAUUCACGGGAACAUCUAUUCCACACCUAAACUUUAUAAGAAGAGAUUUGGAGAACCAAGAGUCAGUUUUGCAAAGAAUACCAAAGUCUGCUGAAAAAGCAGUGUUAUGCCUGCCACAGAAAACACGAUCACCAAAAGACAAAAAGCCCAGGCCGCUACAAAAAGGACAGACUAUUGAAUAUAAAAACUUGAGGUUCCCUGUUGAUUUGUCAAAUCCUUACGCUGUGGGAACAGUUUUGAUUCAGGAACCAGGCAAAUUGAAGAUUAAACAUUUAAGGGAAGUCCUAGGAGGACAAGGUGAUGGAGGAACUAAAACACGACAGAUAAAAGAAGCCGUUUUUCAACUAAAAGUCAAACAGGAUAUACAAGAAGAGGAAAUUAAUCAACUUAAGUGGCAAGUUCAUUUAGGUAAAGAUCCAAUAUGUCCAACUCUUCAAAAGCAAAUCCUUGAAGAUCGACUGAAAGAAGAAGAAAUUUACAAGAUUAAAAGAAGAGACCCCAUUCUGGAGAAGGAAUUUGAAAGAAAGCAUAUUGAAAUCUCUCUGAAACGUAUCGUCCGACACAUCAGUGAGCGUCCCCAAUUUCAGCCUACUUUUGACCUUCUGCUUAAUAAUCCUUGGUAUCACAAGCACAGAAUUCAGCAACGAUUCCAACAAGCUGCACGAAAGGUCCUGAUUCAGAUUCGGCUAGAUAAAGUGAUAAAUUUGCUUCAUGACGUAUUUAAGCAGUACAAAGAACAAGAGGAAGAAGAGAAGAGAUUGAUAUCAGAAUGCAGCAGUUUUAAAACAUCCAGCACCGCUGCUAUAAAUGAAGAGGAGAAGAGAAUGCCUUUUGCCUUGAUUGCAGCUCGAAUACAGCCGUUUGAAUUCCCUACUUACAAUCCACCACAAUGGGCUGUUGAACUGGCACCAGAAGUUUUGGGCAUAGUUCCUCUUAAGUCUGCUUCAGUGAAAAUCAAACAGCUCCACCACUUUUAUGAUCUAAAGGUACCCCAGCAUUUCAGUAGCAUGGCAUAUCAACCAUUCUGUGUACAUCAUGCAGCCACUAGUUACAAGGUUCCAAAAUAUUCUCAAACUCUGAAAUCAGGCGCAGAGGAAGAGCUGAUUCCACUAAUACCUGCCUCUGAAGAAGAACCCUCAGUUACACAGGCUGAGGAAUGGGACACUUCCCUCUUAAACCUGAAAGCCCCCGAAGCUUUGCUUCACCCUCCAAACCAUCAUCCACUUCAAAUUUUUAAUCCUUGUCCGGGACUGCUUGAUCUCAAGCUACCCCUACCCUAUACAGAAACCAACAUGGAAUAUCAUGUUUGCCCUCUUCCAAAAUUUCCAAAUUGCAAUAAAUUCCCAAACGGCACUACAGUUACACAAAAGAAGUUUCUUCAUCAUAGGGAAGUGAUUCGUGGUGUGACUAACUGGAGAAAAUUCCCACCAGUUAUCAAUUCAACCUUAUCGGGCACAGUGCCUUUGAGUAAUACGGCAGUGCCAUUUUGCAUUGAUCCUUAUAACCCCGACAUGCUUCCAGAUGAUGCGCCUCCAAUUCUGCAUGAGUUACCACAACAAGACAAGGAAAAUGUGGUGGACGAAGCAAUUGAAGGAGAGGCUGCCGUCUUACUUACACCACAGAUGAUAAAAGCCGAAUUUCCACAGAUUGACUUCUUAGCAGAAGAGAAUAAAUCAAAGGAGGGAAGUGAAGGAAAUGCAGAAAUGAAAAUUGGUUCUUUUACAUCUCUAUAUAAAUCUGUGCCUAUUUCCAGUGAUGUGAGGGACAUCGUGGAUUCAUAUAUUGCAAGUCAGAAAAAUAUAUAUGGCCGAAGGAUUUCAGAAACUGCGGAGAAACUGAAAGAGAAGACAAUUGACAAGACUAUGAUCCUAAAUUAGAUUGUCUCCUUGGGACAGGCUUGAAUGUUUUUAAGUGCCAUCCACAUUUUUCUAUGCUUCUUAUAAUGUGAGUCACCCAGUAGGGACACACAACAUUCUAGUGAUUCAGGAACAGAACAUUCCAGAGAGUUCCAAAAUAUUCGUUUCCCUUUUAGAUUAUGUCAAACCGAGGAGCAAUGGAACAUUCCAUUGUUUUUCCCACUUCUAAAUUGUCAAAUUUUGCUGGUCCUUAGUGCCCCUACUGUUAUACUUCCAUGCAAGAUACUAUAACUUUGCAAAUUAAAUUGUAUUUGUGCAGGAGCCUCUGCUACACAAAAUGAGGCAUAUAUUUCCUAGCUACUGAGAUCAACUUUGUAUAUUAGCAGAGGAAAGAGUGUCAAAUAAGUUGUUACGGGUGUGAUAAUCCUCUUUGGGUUAAUUUCCAAUUUGAUCUUCUAUGUUCCUUAUUUCUUACUCUCAUCUCCUAUGUGGCCUAUUUAAUUAUUGCUGUUAAUAUGUAUAUAUUUAUCCAUCCCAUUAAAAUUCCUAGACUGGCCAGUGUAUAUACAUAAACCCACCUAAACUAUUUUUAUAUCUGUGCACGUAUAGUGUUGUCAGUCUCCUGUGAAUGAACACUUACCGCUUUCCAAUAAAAUGUAGAGAAGGUACUA
This is a messenger RNA of Pantherophis guttatus, 3389 nucleotides long. RefSeq names its product cilia and flagella associated protein 221 (gene CFAP221). The record is from RefSeq and is a predicted model, not a curated record. NCBI's taxonomy places the organism in Eukaryota, Metazoa, Chordata, Lepidosauria, Squamata, Colubridae. Gene Ontology annotation, biological process: cilium movement; motile cilium assembly. Gene Ontology annotation, cellular component: 9+2 motile cilium.